AUGGCCUCUGGUGGUUUGCCAUGCCGAGAUUCUCAGAAGAAAAAAAAGAAGACCAGCAAAAAGGGGAAUGACUAUGAUGUAGAGGACAAAGAGGUUCAAUCUGACAUAGAGAAUCUUACAGCAUGUGGACAGAGUGCUCUACAUCAGGGAGACUACUCUGAGGCUCUUGAUUACUUCAAGAAGGCAUUCAAGGCUGCUGUAAAGCUCAACAAGACUAAAGUGCAGCGAGUGUGUGCCGUUAAUCUCGGAGCAGCAUAUGUGGAGGCAGGUAAGCCCGAGAAAGGCCUGCACUUCCUGUCACGAGCUGAGCCGGGUGAGAAGGGCGAGCGCAUGGCAGACCUGCAGUUCAACCUGGCAGCAGCCCACGAGGCUCUGGAGGACCACGGCCGGGCAGUCCGGCACUACCUGCAGGCGGCACAGCUCUACCGAUCGCAAGGAGAUGGGGGUAGCGAGGGGGACACCUGUGUCAGGCUGGCCCACUGUCACCUGUGCAGGAAGGAGCUGGGUGAGGCGGUGGAGAGUUACCUGCGGGCGGCAGAGAGCUAUAAGGUGGCGGGGAAGACGACCUCUGCAGCUGUGGCACUGAAGGACGCUGGGGGUUGCAUGCUGCAGUGUGACAGCUUUACAGCCAAUGAUAUCAUCAGCGUGCUCACAGAAUGCUUGGAGCUGAGUGGCAGCAUCGCCGAGCAAGAGACACUCGGUAAGCUGUAUAAUGCUGUGGGUCUGAGCUUCUCCCAGCUGAAGCUCUUUGCCGAGGCCAUGGAGUGCUAUGAAGCGGCUCUGCCGCUAUUCCACUCCACGCCACGCCGGCUGGCUGUGGUGCUGCAGAACCUGGGCGCGGCCCACAACGGUCUGGCGCAGUACCAGCAAGCCCUGCAAUACCACAGAGAAGCAGCCGCUCUUCAUGGGUCGCUAGGCAGCCGGCGGGCCCAAGGCCGCUGUUUCUGUAACCUGGGCUUCGCUCUCAGUGAACUAGGGGAACUGGAAGAGGCAGGCGAGAGCUAUCUCCAUGCUCAACAGGCUUUCAAGGACACUGAUGACUCCUCAGGGCUGUGGCAGGCGUGUGACGGCCUGGGUAGCAUCAGAAUUAGAAAGAGGGACCCAGAGAAAGCCAUUCUCUACUACAAGCAGGCUCUAGCACUGCUCUCCAAAUGCAAGGAUGUCUCCAGCUCUGUACAGGAGCGUCUGGUCAACAGUCUGAGUGAGGCUUUGCAGUUGAAGCUAACCAUGCAGCAGCGAGCACCCAUACAGAGAGGGCCGCCCGCUCGCCGACUCAUCCAGGCGACAAAUGUCCGCGGCCGGCAGCUAAAAGGGACUGACACCAGGAGCACCAAGGGAGCUCUAGAUGAGCAACAUAGCGGAGAACUGCGGAAUGAUCAGACGGUAGAAGACGGCUCGCAGGUCAGAUAUACUAAAGAGUGGAAAACUACAGAAGCAUAUGCACAAAGGAAAGCCCAUGGUGACAUGACUCGAUCAUCAAAAGUACUAUACACAGAACCACCUAAUUAUCCAAAAGCCCUACCAGAGGCCAACAGGAAUUGGAACAACACAUACCAGAAAGCUGAUGUGCAUUACAAGAAUCUUGACGCCCAUGUCAACUCACAACGAGAUGAGCUCAUGUGCGGAAGUUCUAAGCAGAGACUUGCAGAAUUGACCUGUGAGACCCCAUUGAUGGAAAGCACAGAGCUCUCACGCCCUGCACAGCUUGACAGUGAAGAAGCCACAGCCCUAUACGGGAGAACAAAGUCCAGGUUCUGCACAGUUAUGUGACCUUGGUACAGCCAUUGAGUUUGUCCUCCCUGGAUCAUGGAGCAGGAACGACACCUGAAACUUUGCUCUGCUAUAAAUAUUGACUAAAUCUGCUGAUGCCAUAUGAAAAAAAAUGAAUAAGCAACAGUGCUGUCCGACUUCUGCGUAGAAAAGGUGUGCUGAUUCUCACACGCAACACCAUAUGGACAUACAGACAGAGCAUGCAUCAUCAACGGCCGUCAUCGUUUGGUAUUCCUUAUAGGAUGGCUGCACUUGAACCCUUUUGCCUUUGGCUGUGACUUUGGUAAUACUGCUUCCAGGACUGAUUGUGAUUAUUCUCAUCAUAGUCGUAGGUGUGACGCUUCCACUGUAACAGUGUAUUUGCUAGGUUUGCACUUUUACAUUUAUUUCAUGAAACAAAGCACCUGUGCUCAGCUCUGCCAUCCACACAGGCUUUUAGCAACAAGAACUCACUAAACAAAAGCAAGCCUUUUAGUGGCUGCCCUUUCUGUGUGAUUUGCAUUCC
This is a messenger RNA of Electrophorus electricus (electric eel), 2275 nucleotides long. RefSeq names its product tetratricopeptide repeat domain 24 (gene ttc24). NCBI's taxonomy places the organism in Eukaryota, Metazoa, Chordata, Actinopteri, Gymnotiformes, Gymnotidae. The record is from RefSeq and is a predicted model, not a curated record. Gene Ontology annotation, molecular function: protein binding.